UAUGAGGUCUCAGAACUAUUUACUUCUGGUUGCCGGAACGAUUGUUCUCCUUCUGGAGAUUCAGAUUUGGCUUGUUAAAGUGUCUAAUGACGAGUUUAAAGCUGUGAAAGCGGCAAGUGUUGCUAAGACUACUGGAGUUGAAAAACGAUCACUUGCAAUUGGCAAUGACGAAGUAAGCGAUCUUGUGCAACAAGGCGAUCAUACUCUUGUGCUGUAUAAUCGUGUACCAAAGACUGGAAGUACGACGUUUAUGUGGGUUGUUUACAAGCUGUGUUCCAAUCUUCAUUACAAUGUAUUGCACUUAAAUAUAACAAAUAAUGAUCUUAUCAUGGCUCCAUCAGACCAGUAUGAUUUUGUUCAAAAUAUUACAAGAUGGAGAGACAAGCUGCCAGGCCUUUACCAUGGCCAUGUAGCAUAUAUUGAUUUUCUUCGGUUUGGUUUUUCUCAGCCACUUUACAUUCAAAUUAUUAGAGAACCACUUGAAAGGCUUGUGUCUCACUACUAUUUUCUUCGUUAUGGUGACAAUUUUAGGUCUCAUCUGAUAAGGUCCAAAAUGGGAGACAAAACAACAUUUGAUGAGUGUGUUCAACAGAAGUUGUAUGCCUGUAAACCAGAACGCAUUUGGCUGCAAGUUGGUCUGUUUUGUGGACAUGAACCACAGUGUUGGAAGCCAGGCAAUGAAUGGGCUCUUAUGACAGCCAAGCACAACUUGGUUUCCAAUUAUUUGUUGGUUGGCUUUACUGACCAGAUACCAGAGUUUAUUGCUGUUCUUGAAGCAAUGAUACCACGUUUUUUCCGAGGUGCAUCAAAAUUAUAUGCUGAAGCUGGAGCAAAAAGUCACUUGAGACGGACCGUGAAGAAAGACAAUAUGAGUGAUGAAACGGUGACAAUCAUGAAAAGUAGUAGAGUCUAUCGUAUGGAAAAAGACUUUUAUGACUUUGCCAGGGUAGUGUUUAAUGACGUGAAAAGGCGGACUGUACCCUUUAAGCAGGAAGCCUCAUUUCACAAGAGAUAUCACUAUGAGAAAAUAAAACCCUAGUUUUUUAUACAAAGGAAAGAGUUGUUUAGUAGCUACAGUUAGAAUUUAUCCCGUCCGUGAGGACGUGUCUUGUCUCUUGUGUUACAUGAAGGGUUGACUGCUUUAAGGAAUAUAGCAACGCUACUAUCUCAUUAAACUGGCAAUUGA
Corticium candelabrum is the source of this 1186-nucleotide messenger RNA. RefSeq names its product heparan sulfate 2-O-sulfotransferase 1-like. Bases 2 to 1039 code for a protein of 345 amino acids. The record is from RefSeq and is a predicted model, not a curated record. NCBI's taxonomy places the organism in Eukaryota, Metazoa, Porifera, Homoscleromorpha, Homosclerophorida, Plakinidae. Gene Ontology annotation, cellular component: membrane. Gene Ontology annotation, molecular function: heparan sulfate 2-sulfotransferase activity. The transcript is spliced from 5 exons.